CAAAACAACACGUGAAAAAUUUAGAUAAAUAAAUUUAUAAGUUAAUAACAAAUUUAUUUUUGUAGAAUGGUUAAAAAGAAGGGAAAAAGAGUCAACUCGGAAGCGGCUUUGAAAAAAAAACAGGCUUUCGAAACAUUAAAGAAAAUAAACCCAUUCGAAGUACAUCAAAAUAAAGAAAAGUUCAAAAUAUUGGGACGCAAAAAUAAACACGAUCAUGGAUUACCAGGAAUUUCUAGAGGUAAAGCUGUUAAGAAACGAAAAGAGACUUUAGGAAAAGAGUUUGAAACUAGGAACAAAACAAACAAGUUCAAGGAUCAUAGAAUUAGUGAGAAUCUUAGUAAUGAGGAAAUCGCUAAUCUGCGCUUUGCUGCUUUGCAAAAAAGUAAAUUUAAUAAAGCACACAAAAAAGACCUUUUUAAUCUUAAUGAUGACGAAAUCCUCACCCAUAAGGGGCAUACGCUCGAAGAAGUUGAACAAUUUAAAGAUGAAGCUUCUGAUGAAUCGGAUGCAGAUGAAACUCUAGAUGCUGAUUUUACAAAGGCUGCACAUUUUGGAGGAGGUGAAAUAUCGGCUGGAAGUGAUAGAAAAUCUGCAAUUGAAGAUAUGAUUAUUGAGGCCAAACGUCGCAAAGUAGAGAUUUUAAAGGACAAGGAAGAAGUACUUCAAAUGACAAGCAAGUUAGAUGAGAGCUAUAAAAUGCUAUUACCACAAUUAGGAAAAUUAAAUUCAAAUUAUACAAACCCACAAAAAAAGCAAUUAGAUGAUUACGAUAAAAUAAUGCGUGAAAUGAUUUUUGAACCAAGAGGAGAAGUCACUGAUAAAUUAAAAACUAAAGAAGAAAUAGAUAAAAAAGAAAAGCUCAGGUUGGAAAAACUUGAAAAAGAGAGAAUUGCAAGAAUGAAGCCUGAAGAAAUAGGGGAUAAACCAAAACAUAUUUCAGCUGAUGAUCUCGAUGAUGGAUAUUUCAUGCAUUCGGAAGAAGAGGAUGAAGGCAAAAUACUUGCUUACGACAUUAAUGGAGAAACAGAUUUGGGGAAAAAUUAUGACGAACCAUUUAUUGAAAAUGGUACAUCCAAAGGGCAAUCAGGUGAAAAAAGUGAAGAAGACAGCUCAGAGGGAGAAGAAAGUGAGGAAGAUGAUGAUUUACAAGAUUUGAAAGAUUCCGCUUCAUCAGAUGAAGGUAGUGAUGGCAAUGUAGAUAGCGAUAAAUUAGACUCGGCUAAAGUUAAACUUAAAACAAAAUUAAGUGUUUCGGAGAACAAAAAACUUCAGAAUAUUAAAGAAAUACCAACAACUCUGGAAGAAUUUUCAGAUCUACUCUUAGAAAAAGAAGCGGAAUGUCAAGGUUUUGUGAUAAAAAAGUUAAUUCAACACAAUAAUCCUAAGUUAGAUGGACAAAACCGUGAAAAAAUUUCACUAUUAUACAAAUAUAGUUUAGAAUAUCUAGAUUAUAUAUUUAAUGAGAAUUGCGACAUUGAAAAUUCGUUUAAAAUACUGGAUCAAAUAAUGCCGUAUUUAUUUGAUAUGGUCCAGCUAAAUCCGGAAGGUACAGCGGAACAGAUUUUGAAAAUUAUAAAAACAAAAUAUGAAAAAUAUAAAUUAAAUACUAAAAAGGUUCCAGCUAUUGAUACUAUAAUAAUUUUUAAAAUAAUAUCCAACUUGUAUUCGACUUCAGAUUUUCGUCAUCCGGUUGUAACACCAUCUGUAAUAUUUAUUAGCCAUAUAUUAACACGAUGCAAUUUUAAAUCCCGCAAAGACAUUUCUUUAGGGCUUUUUCUUGUGACAGUGGUGCUUGAAUAUACAAACUUUUCUAAAAGGUUUUUGCCGGCAGCAUUCUACUUUCUUUUAGGAAUCAUUAUACUUUCUAUACCAAAAAAAACAGUUCAAGUUAUAAAAGUUAUUUCACCAUUUGAAUCAAUUGCAGCAACAUUAGGAAAUAAUGCAUUAUGUUUAGGCAAUAAAAUUGAUAAUUUAAAUUUUGAAAGAAAAUUAAGUUCUUUGGAAUUGAUUACGGAUAAUUCCAUAGAUGACAAUUUCCGAAUUAAAGUGUUAAACACGACAUUUGAAUUGAUAAAUGAAUUUGCCUAUUUGUUAAUCGACAACGUUGGUGGCAGGUACAUUGCUGAAAAAUUUAUUAAUUUAAUGGAUCAAUUAGAUUUAGAGAAUUAUCCAGAAAUCGUCUCACAAAACUACAUGAAUGCGAAAAAAACUUUCAGUGAAACGUACAACUAUAAAUUAUCAAAACUAGUCCCACCAGUAAGGAAGCCAAAAGCCUUACGAUUAUUUGAACCAAGAUUUGAGAAAGUUUCCGAUGAUAAAAGACGACGAAAAAUGUCGGAAGAAAAAACAAUGCGAGUAAAAUUGAUUCACAAAAUAAAACGAGAAACUAAGGGAGCUGAAAGAGAAAUCCGAAGGGAUACACAAUUUUUAAAUAAGAUAAAAAUUAAAAAGCAAAUUCAAAGUGAUUUGGAGCGAAAGGAAAAAGUCAGGAGAAUAUUUGCAGAGGCAUCUGUUCAACAAGGAGAAUUAAAUGCAUUGGAACGUCUUCGAAAGAAAACAAAGUUUUAAAAUUUAAAAAUUUUUUAUUUUUACUUGGUUCCG
Messenger RNA from Condylostylus longicornis, 2601 nucleotides. RefSeq names its product nucleolar protein 14 homolog. Gene Ontology annotation, cellular component: Noc4p-Nop14p complex; small-subunit processome; nucleolus. The record is from RefSeq and is a predicted model, not a curated record. Gene Ontology annotation, biological process: maturation of SSU-rRNA. Lineage: Eukaryota; Metazoa; Arthropoda; Insecta; Diptera; Dolichopodidae. The coding region runs from base 67 to 2568 and encodes 833 amino acids. The transcript is spliced from 3 exons.